AUGGUAAAACCAAAUAAUGUAAAAAUAAAAAAUAAAGGAAAUUUAAAGAAAUCAAAUGAAUCACAAAAUGAUUAUAUGAAAGGUAAAAAAUUGGAAACAAAAUCCUAUCAAAAAGCAUUAUUAUCAAAAAAUAGUAACAACAACAAUGAUGGAGCACAAGCAAAACGUUUGAAAAAGAAAGAAGAAUUUAAAAAGAAAUUAGAGAAACGUCAAAACACCAUUGUAAUUAAAGAUAAAUUAAAAGAACCAUCAACAUUUUUAAAAGAGGAUCAAUCAUUUUUCGAUCAAAAUAUAUUCAAUGAUCAAGAUGAUUAUAAACAUCAACAAAUGAAUCGUAUUAAUAUUAAUGAAAAUUUUGAAACCAAUUUAUUCGGUGAUAUGAUGAAUGAAUUUGAUGGUGAUUUAAAUGAAGAUUUAGAUCUAUUAGACUACAAUGACGAAGUAAUUGAUAAUUCAAACUUUGAUAAUAAUGGUGACCAAUUCAAUAGUGAAGAUGAAGAAUUUUAUGAUGAUGAAAAACAAGCUAAAAAAUCAAAUAAAAAUAAAAAUGCAGAUGCAGAUAAUAAAAAAUCAAAAAAAUCAAAUAAAAAAGAAGAAAUUGAAAGUAGUGAAAAGUUUGAAUCAUUUCCAAUGGAUGAAAAUAAUGAACAAGAGGAGGAAACAACUAGUAAAAAGAAAAAGAAGACUGGUGGUUUCCAAUCGAUGGAUUUAACAAAGAAUUUAUUGAAAGCAAUUUUAAAGAAGGGUUUUAAUGUACCAACACCAAUUCAACGUAAAUCAAUUCCAAUGAUUUUGGAUGGUCAUGAUAUUGUUGGUAUGGCAAGAACUGGUUCUGGUAAAACUGGUGCAUUUGUAAUUCCAAUGAUUCAAAAGUUGGGUGACCAUUCAACAACCGUUGGUGUUAGAGCAGUUAUUCUUUCACCAACUCGUGAGUUGGCAAUUCAAACAUUCAAAGUUGUUAAAGACUUUUCACAAGGCACUCAAUUACGUACCAUUUUAAUCGUUGGUGGUGAUAGUAUGGAAGAUCAAUUCACAGAUUUGGCUCGUAAUCCUGAUAUUAUCAUUGCCACACCAGGUCGUUUAAUGCAUCAUCUCUUAGAGACUGGUAUGUCAUUAUCAAAGGUACAAUACAUUGUUUUCGAUGAAGCUGAUCGUUUAUUUGAAAUGGGUUUCAAUGAACAACUCACAGAAAUUCUAUCAAAACUUAGUGAAAAUCGUCAAACACUUUUAUUCUCUGCAACUUUACCAUCACUAUUGGUAGAUUUCGUUAGAGCUGGUUUAAAUAAUCCAAAAUUGAUAAAUUUAGAUACAGAUACUAAAAUUAGUGAAAACCUUUCAUUAUCUUUCUUUACUUUACGUCAUGAAGAAAAAUUAGGUGUUUUAUUAUUCCUCUUAAAAGAUAUAAUUUAUAAAAAACCACAAUUACCAACAACAGAAACAACAACAACAACAACAACAAAUAAUGAAUCAAAUCAACAACAACAAAAGAAAUCAUCAACAAUUAUAUUUGUAUCAACAAAAUAUCAUGUCGAAUUUAUUCAUAUUUUAUUAGAACGUGCUGGUAUUGCAUCGACUUAUAUUCAUGGUUAUUUGGAUCCAGUUGCAAGAAAGAUUAAUUUAGCAAAGUUUCGUUCACAUCAAGUUGGUGUUAUGGUUGUAACAGAUUUAGCAGCACGUGGUAUUGAUAUUCCAUUAUUGGAUAAUGUUAUCAAUUUCGAUUUUCCACCAAAAGAAAAGAUUUUCAUUCAUAGGGUUGGUCGUGUUGCUAGAGCUGGAAGAUCAGGUAUUGCCUAUUCAUUGGUAUCACCUGAUGAGGUUCCCUAUAUGAUUGAUUUACAUCUUUAUUUGGGUAGAAAGUUUUUAAAUAAAUUCCAAUAUGAAGGUCAAACAAUCAAUGAUCCAAAAUACUCUUUCUAUGGUACAAUUCCACAAACAAUCAUUGAUCGUGAAACUGAAUUUGUAAAUGUUCAACGUAAAGAAUGUAUAGAGUUACUUAGUCUCACCAAAACAAUUCACAAUGCUCACAAGAAAUAUUUAUCAACUCGUCCUGGUGCCUCUCAUGAAUCAAAUAGACGUGCCAAGCUAAUGGAUAAAUCAAAAUAUCAUCCAAUGUUAAGUGAUCAUUUGAAUUCAAACGAUCAAAUUAGAAAUGAUUUCAUUCAAUCUUUGAAAUCAUUUAGACCACCACAAACCGUUUUGGAAUUGGAUGCUAGAAAAAAUAAUGUUCAAGUUUCAAUCAUGAAAGAUAAAAGAAAAGUUCAUACAAACGUUAUCGAAUCUCAACAAAAGAAAUUAUAUCUUCAACAAUCUGAAACAAAUUUAGGUCCUGAAAAUGAAGAAUUUGAUUAUUCAAAAUUAGAUACAAGAAAAAGAUUAUUACAAUUAACUGAAAAUAUUACUGAAGAAAUGUUAAGAAGUAAUAAAUCAAAUGAUAAUAAUGAUAAUAAUAAAGAUAUUAAAAUGAAUGAAAAUGAUGAUGAAAAUGAUGAUGAUGAUGAAGAAGGUGAAAAUGAUGAUGAUGAAGAAGAGGAAAAUGAAAAAGAUGAGGAUGAUGAAGAAGAUGAAAAUAAAAAUAAAUUUAAUAUUAAAAUUGAAUCAUCAGAUAAAAAUGAUAAUAAUAAAAAGAAAUUAAAAUCAAGAUCAUCAUCAAGAGAUCCAAAUUUCUUUAUUUCAGCAACACCAGAAAAUUUAAUUCAAGAGAGAGCAAUGUCAAUUUCAAAUAGAUUCACUAAAGAUGAUGAAGUUAAUUUAGUAGCCGAUACUGAUAGAAAACAAAAGAAAUCAAUGGUUUGGGAUAAGAGAAAAGGUAAAUUCGUUAGUAGUCAAGCCGAUGCUGAUAGAAAGAAUUCAAAGAAAUUGGUUCGUAAUGAAGCUGGUAAAUUGGUUGAAGCUAAAAAGAGUCAUAAAGGUUACGAAGAAUGGAAAAAGAAAACUCAUGGUAGAAUUCAAAGAGUUGGUGAAGAUGAAAACUCUAAAUAUCAACCAAAUCAAAAAGAAUAUCUUCCACAAAAAUGGAGAGGACAAGGUAGAGAGAAAGAAAAGAAAGAUAAUAAAGCUUCCCAUGCUAAAGGUUCUCAUGGACUUAAAGGUAGACCAAGUGAACUUAAAGAUAAAAAUCAAAUUUCAAAGAAUCGUUCAGAGAAAGAGAGAAAGAUGAGAGUAAACAAAACAAAAGGUAAUCCAAAAGGUUCAAAAUCUAAAUCAGGCGGUGGUGGUGGUGGUAAAGGUUCCAAAUUUGGUUCUGGAAAAUCAAAAGGUGGAAAAAGUCGUAAAUAA
Dictyostelium discoideum AX4 is the source of this 3276-nucleotide messenger RNA. RefSeq lists its product as hypothetical. The record is from RefSeq and is a predicted model, not a curated record. The transcript has a single exon. Gene Ontology annotation, cellular component: nucleus; nucleolus. Bases 1 to 3276 code for a protein of 1091 amino acids. NCBI's taxonomy places the organism in Eukaryota, Evosea, Eumycetozoa, Dictyosteliales, Dictyosteliaceae. Gene Ontology annotation, molecular function: RNA binding; nucleic acid binding; RNA helicase activity.